AGCGACUUGGGAAGUAGGGAGGGUCCUUCGGGACAUCCGGUAAAAUUGGAACGAUACAGAGAAGGAUAAAUUAGCAAAUGGCCCCUGCGCAAGGAUGACACGCAUAAAUCGAGAAAGUAGGGAGGAGAGUCGGAGAAGCUGAAGAGCGGCUUGGAAAGUAGGGAGGAGAGUGGGAGAAGCUGAUAGGAGAGCGGGGCAGAUAGGAGACUCUGAGUGAAUGAGGCGGAAGGACCUUCAUGUAAGACGUUCCGCAAAAUCUACUUCUCUAUGGGUAAAGAAGAGAGAUAGGGAACCGACUGUUCGGUUGAUCUCCUCGACUGGCAAGUGAUUGUGAGAACCAAAGGAAGUAAGCAAGAAAGGUGUGUAGGGUAGCGAGCAAUAAAGAAUAGGAAGGGAGGGAGGAAAGAAGAGAAGAGAAGAGAGGACGUCCCAGGCUCUGUGAAGAUGGAUGACUUCGUGUGCGUGAUCGAUUCAUUCCGGAAGAUGCAAAUGACUGAGUCAGAGUGCUAUUUGAAUGCUCUGAGCAAGCUUCUGGGCUACAUGAUAGUUGUCUUCUCCGCCGUACUGAAGCUCCCACAGAUACUCAUUAUUUUGAAGAACAACAGCAUUGAGGGACUGAGUAUUGCAUCUUUUGAGCUGGAGACAGUGGGCUUCACUAUAGCUCUAUCGUAUAUAUUGACAAAGAAUCUCCCCUUCAGUGCCUAUGGGGAGUUGGUGUUCCUUCUUAUACAAGCCCUUGGGCUUAACGUACUCAUCUACAGCUACCUGCCAAGCAUUGAGCGGAGCACGGUUUUGAAGGGGGCUCUAUAUUCGUUGAUUGCACCAACGAUUUUGGCAGGCAAACUCGAUCCGAUCUCCUUUGAGAUUCUUUAUGCUUCAUCACACGUGAUUUUCAUUGGUUCACGGCUGCCGCAAAUCUGGGAGAACUUUAAGUCCAAAAGCACAGGCCAAUUGAGCUUUUUGACAAAUUUGAUGAACACAGUCGGUUGCAUAGUGCGAACAUUCACAACGAUUCAAGAGAAGGGACCCAUCAGCAUGGCUAUGGGAUCCGUCUUCGGAAUCAUUACAAAUGGCAUCAUUCUGCUUCAGAUAAUUAUCUACAGCAGAGCUCAGACGAAGGAGGACGAGGACGAGAAGAAAAAGAAAAAGUAGCGAAUGUUUAUUCAGACGGUCAGAGGAAAAUGAUGGGAUGGUGUUUUCUUGAAAAUGCGGGAUGUGAAUUUUUUAGCAGCGCCUGCAGGGUUUCAUAGUCGGCAUUCUUUGUUGCUUACCGAGCAGUUGGUUUCUUGCUUGGCCAGUCUUUUCGUGCUUUCGGAAGACUGCAAUGCCAACUGUUCUUUGGAAAACACUCCUUGCGGUGGGGGUUUCUUUCAGCAAGAUGCGAGCAGGGCAUGUCUACCCAGCACACCAAGACAAGAGCAGGGGAUGUCCAUCCACCACACCAAGAAGAUGCAACCAUCCAGUAGGGUUAAAUAGAACAGUAUAUAGUGGCAGUCAAGUAGGUCAGGCAUUUGUUUUCUUUAUUUUAUUUUUAAACAGAUGAAGAGAAGGAGAAAAGGGAGUGGUAAAAGUAUAUGCCAAAGGGAGAGAGAGAGAGAGAGAGAGAGAGAGAGAGAGAGAGAGAGAGAGAGAGAGAGAGAGAGAGAGAGAUUGAUGGGGACGGAAAUCAUGCUCGUGUAUGGAUGGGAUAGCCGUGGCAGAGAAAUAUAAUAGAGGAGGAAAUAUAAUACUGUUCUAUUUAGAAGUAAAACACAGGCUGAGGUGGACGAAGACUGCAGAGAAAUGGUAGAGCCCUAGUAGAUAUAGUAGACAUCUCAUUGGCUAGGUGAGGGCAUGAUAACAGGAAGAAGAUGUAGUAGCAAUAGGAAUCCCUAGGGAGGGAUAGGGAAAGCAAGGGGUGGAGGAAGAAGAUGUAGUAGCAAGAGGACUCCCUAGGGAGGGAUAGGGAAAGCGAGGGGUGGGUGGGAGAGAGAGGCUGGGAGGGAGAAAACAGGGAAAGAGAAGUGACUAGAAGAUAGCUUCAGCUUGCAUAGCAGGAAAGCAGGGAGAAAGAAUUUGAGGGUGCCAAGGACGGAUAAAUCUAUCUGAUAGACAGAAGAGGAAUGCAUAGCAGGAAAGCAGGGAGAAAUAAUUUGAGGGUGCCAAGGACGGAUAAAUCUAUCUGAUAGACAGAAGAGGAACAAAGGGGAAGGGGAAGGAUGGAGACAGGGAGUGGAGUGGGUGAAGAAGAGGAUGGGGAGGGAAUUCAUAGGAGAGUUAUGAAGGAGAUAUCGGGACUCCAAUGAUCAGAUAGAGAGAAGGGUGAAGUAGCAACAAGCAAAUGAAGAGGGGGGGAAUCA
This is a messenger RNA of Chara braunii, 2339 nucleotides long. NCBI's taxonomy places the organism in Eukaryota, Viridiplantae, Streptophyta, Charophyceae, Charales, Characeae. The record is from the annotation of a GenBank genome assembly.